CCUCCCGAAACAGUAAAUUUAAUUAUUACAGUAAAUAGUAAACGAGUAAAUAGUAAACGAUUGUUUGGGCAUCCGUAUAUUGAGUCCCAUUUCAAAUAUUGAUAAUAUUUAAUUGCUUUUUUAAUCGUUUCCAAAAUUUUAGAAAACCGUUUUUGUCGAACUGUAAGAUAUAUUUUUUCACAAUGAAAUUCCACACAGUGUUGUUGGCCGUUGCUAUUCUUGUUGGCGUCACAGAUGGAUGUUGGAAAUGCGGCAGAAGAAACAACAAUGCAGCAGCGGCGAACCCGAAUGCGAACGCAAACGCGAACAACAACGGAGUGAUCGGGCUUCAAGUAGGUGGUGGUGGCGGGGGCGGUGGUGGUGCUAACAAUGGUGGCAACGAUGAUGGCCAUGACCCCAUCGUACCCUCAAGCGACGACAGCAGCGUAUCUUCUCAAACGGCUUCGGUGGCAACAAACAACAACAACAACAAUCACUUGCCUCCUGCUCCAAGUAUUACGCCACAAAAAGACAGUGAAAUGGAAAACAGUCAAUAUCUGGAUGAUGCGGAUUUCGACUUCAUUCUUGAGUAAUCAAACUACAAUCAGUUUCUCAAUUCAAGAACAAUAUAUACGGAAAAAAUCUUUCAGCUGAAAGUUUAUAUUUAUUCAGAGUAUUCUUCAAAUACAUGCAUUC
Styela clava is the source of this 675-nucleotide messenger RNA. RefSeq lists its product as uncharacterized. Lineage: Eukaryota; Metazoa; Chordata; Ascidiacea; Stolidobranchia; Styelidae. The record is from RefSeq and is a predicted model, not a curated record.